AUGGGUACCUCAGCAGGCAAUAUUGUCACUGGUCUUAACCCGACCGAUUUCAACAAGGCCAACCCGUUCCCGCUCUUCGUCAUCCAGGCCACCAUUAUCAUCAUACUAUGCUACCUCUUGCAUUUUGUCCUGCGGAAACUCAAGCAACCCCGUGUCAUUUCUGAAGUCAUCGCAGGCAUCCUGCUUGGCCCAUCCGUCUUGGGCCGCAUACCCGGCUUUGCUUCCACCAUCUUCAAGGCCGAUAGUCUUCCCUUCCUGAACCUGGUCUCCAACAUUGGUCUAGUCUUUUUCCUCUUCCUGGUCGGCCUCGAGCUCGACCCUUCUUUGGUCAUGAAGCGUGCAAAGUUUGCCCUUGGCAUUUCAUUAGCCGGUAUGGUUCUCCCUCUCGGCGUCGGUGCUGCUGUCAGUUACGUUCUCUACGAAGAGAUGGGCCCAGACAACGACGUCGGUUUUGGUCAAUUCCUGCUUUUCUGCGGUGUGGCCAUGGCCAUUACGGCCUUCCCUGUCCUCGCUCGUAUCCUUGCCGAGCAAAAGUUGCUGACUACUAAGGUCGGCUUCUUGACUAUCUGCGCCGGUGCCGUCGGUGACAUUGUUGCCUGGAUCCUUUUGGCCCUCGUCGUGUCGAUUAUCAACAGUGCCAGCAAGAUUACCCCUCUCUACGUCGUCUUGCUCUCUAUUGCUUGGAUCCUGAUCCUCGCCUUCCUGUUCCGCCCCCUUUUCAAGUACAUGAUCAAGAAGACCAAGUCUGAGGACGAGCCUAGUCAGACCAUGAUGGCGUUCACUAUGGUCGUCGUCUUGGUCAGUGCCUUUGUCACCGAUAUUAUCGGUGUCCAUGCCAUCUUUGGCUCCUUCUUGGUCGGUCUCAUUAUCCCCAACGAUACCAGUUUUGCCGAUGGCGUGACCAAACGCAUUGAGGACUUGGUUUCGGUCAUCUUCCUCCCCAUCUACUUUGCCCUCUCAGGACUCAAGACCCAGAUCGGACUAUUGGACAAUGGCAGAAUCUGGGGUCUUGUCAUCCUGACGACUUUUGUCGCCUGCUUUGGAAAGAUUGUUGGAUGCACUGGUGCUGCAAAGCUUCAAGGAAUGGAGUGGAGAGAAUCCCUCGCGAUCGGUUUCCUGAUGAACUGCAAGGGUCUUAUCGAGCUCAUCGUCCUCAACAUUGGAUACGAUGCCGGCGUUAUCAACGACAAGGUCUUUGUCAUUAUGGUUGCCAUGUGUCUUAUUACCACUUGUAUGACCACCCCAGCCGUGUCAUACAUCUACCCUCCCCACUACCAGCGUGCCUCUGCAUUGCGAGCCCUGGCCAAGGAGAAGGCCAAGAACGGAGACAUUGAGCGCAACGACCACGUGGAGGACGCCGAGAUCACCAACAAGGGUAUUAUGUUGUGCUUGGACAAGAUUCAAAACCUGCCCGCGAUGAUGACUUUCCUCGACAUGCUCCACUACGCCGUCCCAAAGUCAGAAGAGGCAGCAUCCAGCGGAUCCGCUAUCUCUGGCCAUGGUGCCCACGAUCUUUCGAGCAACAUUGUCACCUUUGCGCCUGCCCCUCCCAAGUCCGGACCAUCUUUGUUGGCUCUCCGUCUCUUGCACCUGUCCGAGCGUAGUUCGUCCGUCCUGAUGGCAGCUACUGAGCGCGCCGAUGUUCUUAGUCGAGAUGCUCUUAUGACAGUUUUCCAGGCAUUCGCCAAACUGAACAGCAUCCUUAUUCAACCUCGUAUGACCCUGUCGACCGACCCCGAUGACUUUGCCAACAGUAUCCGCGAUGAAGCUACCGACAGCGGUGCUGGUGUAAUCAUCAUCCCAUGGAACUCGAGCUCGCUCCCUGAACUUUCUUCCAACAUUGCUGAAGGAAGCGAGAACGCCGUCCUUCCCCGCCCCGUUGUCACUUCCAACACACCUUUGGUCAGCCGCCUUCUCAGUACUGCUGCCGACUCAGGCCUCGUUACUGCUGUCUUUGUCGGCAGAGAUUUCGGUGGCGGACACUUCAUAACCAUUGUCGUGCCUCUGUACGGAUCCCAGGAUGAUAAAGAGGCGCUCAAGCUUGCCUCGUCAUUGAGUCACAACAGAGCUUGCAACAUUCUCAUUGUCCGAAUCCAGGCGGACAAGGCGUCUCAGUCCGGCGUUGAGGGAGAGACUCACAUUGAGGUCGACAGCCUUUCGAUCACUUCAGAAGACGAUAACGACGAGAAGAAAACGAGCAUUCCAGACGACAACAGCGCAUUGGUUCGCGACUACUUUGGUCACCGUGUGUUUGCCGAGAAGCGUUCGAGCAAGAAGAGAACAAGUGGCACUUUGGACGUUGGAACUGAGGUCGGAGAUAACGUUUAUGUCCACCAAGCGCCUACUCUUCAAGAUGCCAUUGGGUUCUCCAAGUCUGUCCUUGGUCCUCGCGACCUUUUAGUUCUUGGACGCGGAUCGACUGUCAAGCCUGGUCGCUUCAGCUCUGCCGCCUCCACCCAUACUACUGAGCCAUCGACUGUCCUUGCCACCGGAUCUCAAGGAUUGCAUAUCAGCACCUCGGCCCAACAUUUCCAGCCUUCUCCAAUCGGAACCCCAGCGGCUACUAAUGUCGAGAACCCGUUUGGAGAGACCUCUGCCCUUCGAUCUCGCCAUACUCUUCGUCCUCAGCCUUCGUCCCGCGACAUUCAUCACGCCUCGAUGACCGUAUCGAACAUUGUUGGCGUUGUUGCUCAGUCGUUCCUGAACUCUGAGGUCGUGAGCUCGUUGUUGGUGGUCCAGUCGGGCAAGCGAUCCAGGGCUUCGUCGAUCCUCCCUGGACCUCUCAAGACCAUUCACUCCAAGGAGAUGAGCGGUGACCACAAGCCCCCCUUGGAAUUUGAAAGCGAGCAUUCGUAG
Messenger RNA from Linnemannia hyalina, 2856 nucleotides. Lineage: Eukaryota; Fungi; Mortierellomycota; Mortierellomycetes; Mortierellales; Mortierellaceae. The record is from the annotation of a GenBank genome assembly.